UGGCUAUGUACCUCCACGGUACCGACGGCGAGGAUCCCUUCAGUGAAGUGAAGCCUUUCUAUUCGUCCUGUAUUGGCGAUUGCGGUUGUAGGGCAGCACACGAUGUCGUCAACGGACUUAUUGGCUUCACUGGAAAGCCAGGAGGACGUAGUGGCAUGGAUCAAUAGUGCUCUUGAGCCCGAUGAGGCUCUGGUCGACGAGAGCCCCAUGGAGCUCACCGAACUCGAUCGACGCGUUUCCAGCCUAGUAGGGGCGCUGGAAAUCGCCAGCGAGGACACGUCUGCAACCGUCGAACGACUCAUUGACGAUAUAUCCCGAAGUGCGACGCGACUCACGUAUGAUUUGCACUUUAUGCGGGAUGGGGCCUUGUCACUGCAAUCAAUCCUUCAGAACGUCGAGACGAAGUCCAAGGCCUCCGUCGCGGCCGAGACGAAUGUGGCAUUGGAACGUUUGCACUUCCUCGACACAGUCAAACGUAACAUGGAGGCGGCUCGAGAAGUCCUGCGCGAGGCUGAAAGCUGGGGCACGCUCGAGAGCGAUGUCACAUCGCUGCUGGGCGAGAAGAACUACGAAAAGGCCGCGGAGAGGCUCUCUGAAGCUAGCAAGAGCAUGGCCGUCUUCGAGAAUACGCCAGAGUACGAGAGCCGACGGACACUGAUGAUUAGUCUCCAGAAUCAGCUAGAGGCUUCCCUGAGCUCUGCGUUAGUGGCGGCGGUUAGCUCGCAGGACGUGGCCGUGUGUCGCAACUACUUCGGGAUCUUCAGCAACAUCCAACGGGAAGCCGAGUUCCGAAACUAUUACUACGGGUCCCGUCGAGCGUCGCUCCUCGAGAUGUGGCAGAGUGCAACACUCCGGGACUGCGAAGGAUCACCGGACGUUGGACUGGCUGCUCAGACGUUCGCUGCGUUCCUCCCAACAUUCUACGCGUCCUUCUCGACGAUACUGCAGACCGAACGCACCUCUAUACCAGCUAUCUUCCCUGAUCCGCAACAAACGCUGUCCACGCUGAUCUCCUCGACGCUCUCUGCACUGCAGCCUACUUUCUCCCAGCAUCUAGCAGAUGUCACUUCUUUCCAUGGACCAAAUGCCCUACGCGAACUCAUCGCCGCCUACCGCGCUACGGAGGAGUUCGCACUCACGAUCGAGAAGAUACUUGAGAAGCUCGGCUUCUCCUCGCUCGUCACCUCCGCAGCCAACACGACCACGGACGGACCUCGGGACCACGCCCGCCGUCGCUCGAUCUCUCGGAUGUCGUUGUCGAUGUCACGUCGGAUGCCACCUCAUCGCUCAUCCGAGAGCAGUGCGACGUUCCCCACGCUGCCGGUCCUUGACUGGGACACAGACCUCUUCGGGCCCUUUAUCGACUUCCAGGCUGACUACGCGUCGCUCGAGCGCCGCCUCUUGGACGACGGUCUCGCAUCUGCGCUGCAGAGCACACCGCGGCCGACUUCCGGAGCAGAUUACGCGCGUGUCCUGCGGGAACGCGCUGUCGAUGUCUUUGGCGCGGCAGAAGAGGCCGUGACGCGUUGUAACGCCUUCACUCAUGGUUAUGGUGCUGCGGGACUGGUCCGGUCCGUAGACCAUCUCGUCUCCGCCUUUGCUUAUGCGUCGCGCUCCGAGAUUGCUUCAAGGAAGUCGGCGACAACGAACUCGGCUGGUGCUGAAACUCCGGGCUCCGAGACAGACCUAGCGGAUCUGGACUAUACGGCGGAGGACUGGGCAGAGAUACAGGCACUGCUUCACCUGCUCGAAGCUGUACGGGCCCUGCUCGAUCGAAUGGUCUCGUUCGAGGGCAAGCUUCGCGGCAGUCUCAUCCAAAUGUCCAUGUACCUCCGUGCUGCUAGACAAGACAUCGGUGUGUUCGGCUCACACGACACUGGGACGACCCGAGGUGCAUUGCAUGUCCUGAUGCAGUCGACUCUCAACUCUGCCGAGCUACAUGCUAUAUUCGAGAGCGUCGAUCCGGAGCCGUCUGUCCCGACACAACCCGCACCCAGCGUGCCCCCUUCUCCGGAUUCACGGCGGAUGUCAUUCAUGGGCAGUGGCCCGUUGUCACCACUCAUGGGCCUGUCUGCUCCCUCGCAGCCGAUCCUCACCGAGGCACGCAGCGCCAUCUCCGCCUUCGCUCACGCCUGCCAAGUGGCUCUCCAGGACACCAUCCUAGGUCCGCUCUACGCACACCUCUCUGCGUAUCCUACGCUCUCUCUCUGGGCCACACCCGAUCCAUCCUCAAAAGCCGCAGGCGCCACAGGCGCCACGAGCGCAGUACACGUACCGACCUUCUCACUCAGUCCGAGCACGACAAUGUCGCGGGUCGCAGAGGGACUCCUGAGCCUUCCGAGGCUCUUCGAGGUUUACGCUGACGACGACGCGCUCGCCGUGUCUCUCCACACACUUCCAUUCCUCAGCCAACGGUUCCUCCGCGCUCUCGCCGAAUCCGUACAGUCUCCUCCAGCGGGCCCACCCGAGCUGCGCUCGCGACGAACAGCCUCCAUGGCGCUCCUCCCGGGACAACAGAUACAAGCGCCCCCGCAGCCGCAGGAUAUCCAAGACAUGCACUUCUCGCCAGAGGGCGUCACGGCUGCGUGGCUUGCCUCUCUUACACGGACGUUGCUAGCACGCCUGACGCGCGACGUGCUGCCUCAGAUCCCGCGGCUGACCCUUGCUGGUGCUGCGCAACUCUCUGCCGACCUUGGAUGGCUGGCUAACAUUGUGGAAGCGUUGAACGCCGACUGGGCGCCGUUGCGAAGGUGGCGCAAGUGGAUUGACGUGACGGAUGCAGACGGAAAGAAGAAGAUCGUUGAAGGUGCUACGUCCUGGGAUGGAUCGGCGGACGGAGAGAAGGACGACGACGGCGAUGGUGAAGAUAACGAGGACGAUCUGACUGAGGAAGGAGAUAGCGAGGCGCAGGUCGUGCGGACCGUGACCAAGCUGAGAGGCUGGACGACAUGAGUACGGGGUGUACUAUGUAGUUGGUCGGUGUGUGGAUGCCAAUCCUGGUCGUUCCAGACAGAUUCAAGCAACUUCUGUCAUCAGCCGGGUGAGUGGCUUGCUGAAUUCAACCGAUAGCGCAGUGUCGUAUCAGGGCCACCUUAAAGGUACCG
Molecule: messenger RNA, 3104 nt
Organism: Rhodofomes roseus
Lineage: Eukaryota; Fungi; Basidiomycota; Agaricomycetes; Polyporales; Fomitopsidaceae
Product: Golgi complex component 7-domain-containing protein
Exons: 2
Coding region: 103-2952 (949 amino acids)
Biological process (GO): Golgi organization; intracellular protein transport; retrograde vesicle-mediated transport, Golgi to endoplasmic reticulum
Cellular component (GO): COG complex
Source: RefSeq, a predicted model, not a curated record